AUGCCUACUAUCGGACACCAGCUCAAGAACUUGAAGAUAUCGUCGCCUUCAAUGGCUCACAACGUCAACUCCAAGCUACGUGCAAACGUGAUUCUUGUUGCUAAAUACGACUUUGUCGCCGAGUCCGCCUCUGAAUUGACCAUCAAGAAAGGUGACGUCCUCAAACUCUUGGACAAACUCGCCAACGGCUGGGUUUUGGUGAAGUCGAUCGAGAGAGUGACCUCUCCUGGUCUCGUUCCAUGUCUCUAUGUCGACAUUGCUGUAAACGACCCCCUCCACCCUAUAACUUUGCAAUGGCUACAAGACUCUGGAACCUCUGCAACCACAAUUUUGGGAAACACGACAUUUUACGACGCUGAAGUCAAGCAACUUCUUCGCAACAACGAACCAAUCACCAUCAACAACAGACCAUAUCCGCUAGCUGCAUCGAUUACCAAUUUUCUCAUGUAUGACGACAGAUACUGGUAUCGGAUCGACAUAACCUACAGCACCCAAGAGGUCGCCUACUUAUGUCGCUACUACCAGGACUUUUACAAUCUCCACUUGUCUCUAUUGGACCAUGUGAGACAUUGGCAGAAGUCUUCAGAUGAAGAAUUGCCUGAUUACCUUAGAUUGCCAAAAUUACCUGAGCCGAUCCCGAGCAACAAAAGAGAAUCUUCCGAGCUCAGGUCUUUAUUAGUCGAGAGAUGCAAAGAUCUCGAUGCUUACAUCAAUCAGCUUAUUCUGAAUAAGCACUAUCAGGUUCUGCCCCCAUUGCUCAAGUGGUUAGAUUGCAAAUACGAGAAAGCACCCGGUUUUAUUGUUCCAAAACAUCUUAAUGAGACAAAUGACGUGAUCAACGAACGAGUCCUUCCAGGGUCCGUCAAGAUCUAUUCAAAACAGAGGGCCGAUAGUGCAACAGAAAGCGAGAGACUUCAUGCUGUCUUGGACAAAAGAGAAGAGGAAGACAGAGCCAAAAAGUUUCCCUUGACAUCUCCCAAUCCUAAUGAUAUGCAGAUGCCGAAGCAUUCUGUGGCAAGAAAUGUUUAUAAUCAUUACCAACAGGCACUGGUGUUUCAGAACGACCUCCGCAGAGCGAAGACGACCAAGGAUCUCAAGCGAUCUAAUACAACUAAGGAUGGGAGUCCUGGUCUUAUUCGAAAGGCGCCAUUUGGUGAUAAUAGCCCACAAUUCACAAGGCUGAAAACUACGUCACAAAGACGAGUCGUGACGGCGCCCACAGUGCUGCAAACUAGUGCGCCGCCGCCCUCCAAGCCAGUCACAGCGGCCUUAGUCAACAGCAAUCCCUUCACGAGGGCCGGCUCCGUCGCCGGUUCGAGGAGCGGGCGCCCGGGACGCAGCACGCCUGUUACCAGCUCGCCAAAUACUACUACGUCGUCAGGAAUCAGUACAUUCUCGCCGCCUUCGCAAAGCAUCAAUUCGUCUCCAGCAACACCAAAUAUGGGAAUCCCGCAGCUUAAAUGUCAGAUCAAAACACAGAGUCAAGAAAAGCUUUUGCUCAAGCUCAACAAAGCAGAUGUUACAUCCUUGGCAGAAUUCAAGCGGCUCGUAUAUCAAAAGAUUGUGUUCAAUAACCUUUUUAUUAAUUUACCACUGUCGGACACGUACGAAGAGAUGGACGCCGACCUGGAGGAACUCUUUGAACAGAUCAAGGCCAGUGAUAACAUCAACAUUCUAGUUACCUAA
Candidozyma auris is the source of this 1686-nucleotide messenger RNA. RefSeq lists its product as uncharacterized. Gene Ontology annotation, biological process: conjugation with cellular fusion. NCBI's taxonomy places the organism in Eukaryota, Fungi, Ascomycota, Pichiomycetes, Serinales, Metschnikowiaceae. The transcript has a single exon. Gene Ontology annotation, molecular function: protein binding; phosphatidylinositol binding. Bases 1 to 1686 code for a protein of 561 amino acids. Gene Ontology annotation, cellular component: mating projection tip. The record is from RefSeq and is a predicted model, not a curated record.